AACAAAAACACGAGAGAGCCAGACAAAAUGGGGAAUUUAGCAAUCUUCGUAUUGAUCAUCUUAUUACAAAGCUUAAUGUGUAAUGUAUAUUGUUCAUGUCUUAAUCAAAGUCUUUCAGAGAACAUUUUAGAAGAUUCUUUUUCAUUUCCUUCUGAUUUCCUCUUUGGCACGGCUUCUUCUGCUUAUCAGUAUGAAGGUGCAUUCCUGACUGAAGGAAAAGGAUUGAACAAUUGGGACAUAUUUACGCAUGAAUAUCCUGGUAAAAUACGUGACGAGAACAACGGAGACAUGGCUGUGGAUCAAUAUCAUCGAUUUAUGGAGGACAUCCAAUUAAUGACUUCGCUUGGGGUCAACAGUUAUAGAUUCUCGAUUUCUUGGUCUAGAGUUUUACCAAGAGGAAGAUUUGGAAGUAUUAAUUAUUCGGGAAUAACGUAUUACAACAGAUUAAUCGACGCUCUCAUUAGUAGAGGCAUCAAACCAUUUGUGACGUUGAACCAUUUGGACUAUCCUCAAGAACUGGAAUACCGGUUUCAAAGUUGGCUAAGCCCCGAGAUGCAGAAAGAUUUCCUGUACUUGACUAAUAUAUGUUUUAAACAUUUUGGUGACCGAGUUAAACUCUGGACCACGUUAAAUGAACCAAACAACCAAAUAAUUUUGAGCCAUCUAAAAGGCACAUUUCCACCAUCUCGAUGCUCCUUACCGUAUGGAAACUGUAGUCAAGGGAACUCUGAAACCGAGCCUUUCAUAGCCGCGCAUAAUGCAAUCCUCGCUCACGCAAAGGCAGUUCAAUUAUAUCGAACUAAAUAUAAGGAAGAACAAAAGGGAAUAAUCGGCAUUGUAGUGCAAACAUCAUGGUUUGAACCCAUCAGUGAUUCCACUGCAGAUAAAGCAGCUGCUGAGAGAGCUCAAGCUUUUUAUUCGAACUGGAUUCUAGAUCCGGUUAUAUAUGGAAAGUAUCCAAAAGAAAUGGUGAAUAUACUUGGGUCGGCCUUGCCGAGAUUUUCAAAAAAGGAAGUCGAGUACUUAAAGGAGUCGCAAUCAGAUUUUGUGGGCAUUAAUCACUAUACAAGUUACUUCAUUCAAGAUUGUUUGCUAUCAUCUUGUAAUAUUGGAUUCGGAGCUUCGAAAGUGGAAGGAUAUGCACUCAAGUUAGACCGAAAGGGCAAUCUUACCAUUGGAGAACUUACCGAUGUAAAUUGGCAGCACAUUCAUCCUGAAGGAUUCCGGAAAAUGUUGAAUUACCUAAAAGAUAGAUACCAUAACAUACCAAUGUUCAUAACUGAAAACGGUUUCGGAGACCUGCAAAAACCCGAGACAACCGUAAAAGAACUUUUAAAUGAUGCAAAAAGGAUACAAUACAUGAGUGGAUACUUGGAUGCUUUGCAGUCAGCAAUGAGGGAUGGAGCAAAUGUGAAGGGCUAUUUCGCAUGGUCGCUAUUAGAUAAUUUUGAGUGGUUGUAUGGAUACAAGCUUCGAUUUGGCCUAUAUCACGUGGAUCCUGUAACUCUCAAAAGGACACCGAAACGUUCAGCUUCAUGGUACAGAAACUACAUUGGAGAGAACAUUAGAAGAAGAUAUGAUUAGAUAUAAACAUAUGACUAUAUUUGUCUAUAUAACAUUAUCUCCUUA
Camelina sativa (false flax) is the source of this 1629-nucleotide messenger RNA. Its product is annotated as beta-glucosidase 45-like. Gene Ontology annotation, biological process: carbohydrate metabolic process. The record is from RefSeq and is a predicted model, not a curated record. Gene Ontology annotation, molecular function: beta-glucosidase activity. NCBI's taxonomy places the organism in Eukaryota, Viridiplantae, Streptophyta, Magnoliopsida, Brassicales, Brassicaceae.